Brienomyrus brachyistius is the source of this 5315-nucleotide messenger RNA. RefSeq names its product ral guanine nucleotide dissociation stimulator-like 3a (gene rgl3a). Gene Ontology annotation, molecular function: guanyl-nucleotide exchange factor activity. Bases 1115 to 3436 code for a protein of 773 amino acids. Gene Ontology annotation, cellular component: plasma membrane. The record is from RefSeq and is a predicted model, not a curated record. Gene Ontology annotation, biological process: Ras protein signal transduction; positive regulation of GTPase activity. NCBI's taxonomy places the organism in Eukaryota, Metazoa, Chordata, Actinopteri, Osteoglossiformes, Mormyridae. The transcript has 17 exons.
GCAAUCAGCUGGAGCUCCUCUUCUGAAUCUUCUCAGUAAGUCCCCUGCGUGUGUGCGAACUGUUUUUGGCAGCUCAACCUAAGUUGCGCAAGCUGCAGAAGGGAUCUGGUCAGGGGAAACCCUUCUCUCAUAGCCAGAUGUUAGUGAGAUGUUCGUUCGACCUGUUUGGAUACGUAGUAAAACAAAAGCUUAAAUAUACAUUUAAGUUUAUGUAUACGGUUUGUGGAUUGGUUUGUUACCAAUGAAACUGGAAUGUCAAUAUACACGGUAAAGAUGAUGACUCACGGUAUAUCUUGAAAUAAACGUGUCGCAAGUCACCUGAGUGUAUCACAAAGUAUUUCUGUUUGUGACAGCCGAUUUAUGACUAUUUAGAAUAUGUUUCUGUUGUCAUGCUGUAUUUUGGUGCCUGGACUUGGUAGCUCUGAAAUUCACAGAGGAGUCGCGGUCAUACUCUGCGUAUGAGAAGGAGCCCAAAAUAUGAAUACGGAAUCACCGGGUAGAUUAUCUUUACUGCGGAUGAUUGAUGAAUCCCGGAAUGAAACCGCUGGCUUUCUAUACAAAAUAUUGCGAAAGUUGCUGGUAUUACAAAUCUGGCCAACGAGAGGGUAAAGGGAAAAUCACACAUGAUCCAUUAGCAUAGUUCAUAUCAGUUUUUUUGGAAUGAGUAUGGAUUAUUUCCACAUGCAAAUCAAAAGUUAUUAUUGCUGAUGAUAAAAAUAAUAAUGAAAGAGAUUAAUUAUACAGAUGCUUUUGUUUAGUCCUACCUUGUAUAACUUCAUAACAAGAUAUUAAGUUGUUUUAUACAUCAGGAUGUUUGAUUAAAUAAACUCAGUAUAUCUGGGUUGGGGGGCAACAGAUGACCUUGGACCCCCCAGAGGGGGGUCCUUUUUUCCCCCACUAGUCCAACUGAAGUUUUUGUUCUUCUCCACUGUGGUCAGCUGCCUCUUUAUGUUUCCUGGGUCUUUGUAUAUGCAAAGCACGUUGGGCUAGCUGUUCUGAGUAGGUGCCUCAUAAGCGUGAAGUGAAUGGAGCCGCUGCUCGUGGCUGGGUACCCCGGGUUCUCGCUCUCUGCUGUGCCUAUCCCAGGAAACCCAGCGACCUAUAACGCGAAGGUAUGAGCUCAUGCCGCUGGUCCACACUGCCGCUGGCCAGGAGGGGGCGGGGCCUAUGGGCCAGGGUGAGCCAGAUGAGGAGACGGCUGUGCCUGGAUCACCAGAGCUGCGUGGACGUCCAGCUGGAGCCGCGGGCUGGUGUCUGGCUGCGUAGCUUCCACUUCCUGGACACAGAUCGCUACUGUCUGGAUCCAGUGCAGGAGUGGGGGGAGGAGAGAGAGGAGGGUGUUGUGUAUGGCGUGACCCUGCGCAGAGAUCCAGUCCAGCCGGCCCCUGACACCACGGACGGCCAGCUGAGCCAGGGCUGCGCUCAGCAGGAGGUGUGCAAGCUACGGCGACUCAAGGCAACCACUCUGGACCGGCUGGUGGCUGAGCUUCUGGACCCAUCCUGUCAAGAGCCAAACUACAACCACAUCUUCUUGUCUACCUACCGAGCUUUUACCAGCACUAGCACGCUGGUUGAGCUGCUUUUCCAAAGGGAUGAUGUCCUCUCCGAGUUAUACCCGGACUGCCAGAACAGCUCCAUGCUUCCACUCAUCCAGACUUGGCUCGAUGAGUACAGUGAGGAUUUCUGGGAUCCUCCACAGUGCUCGGCCCUACGGUUGCUCUCAGCCCACUUGUUCCAGCGACCCUGCUUCCGCCGACUGGCCAAACGUGCUAAAUCACUGCUGAGGAAAUUUCAGGAAGAGAGCAAUCAGCAGGAAAAGGUCUUGUUGGGGGAGGAAGCUGAGAUGCUAGAUGUUCAGGGUGCAGAGGAGAUGAGCCUAACCUGGGAUAAUGCAGAGGAGCAGGUAGACUUCAUGGACUUCCCUGUGAGAGAUGUUGCAGAAGAGCUCACGCGAUUGGAUGCUGAGCUCUUUGAGAAGGUCAUGCCAUUCCAGUGUCUGGGCUGUGUGUGGUCCCAGCGAGACAAGAAGGAGAACUUGGCACCCACUAUCCGAGCAACCGUCGCCCAGUUCAAUACUGUCACGAACCGGGUCAUCACCUCGCUGCUGUGCAGCCCAGUGGGUGUAACCAUUCCGCUGGCCAGCAGCCCUGCCCAGAGGGCUCGGAUUAUCGAGAAGUGGAUCUGCGUGGCGCAGGAGUGUAGGCAGCUGAAGAACCUCUCCUCCUUGAGGGCGAUCUUGUCGGCUCUGCAGUCUAAUGCCAUCUACAGGCUAAAGAAGACUUGGGCGACUGUCAGUAGGGAGUACAUUGCCAACUUUGAGAACCUCUGCGACACCUUCACAGAUGAGAACUGUGUGCUGACCAGCAGGGAGAUUGUGGUGGAGGAUGAGAGCCAGGCGGUCGAAGACCCCUCCGCCCCUCACCAGUCCCCCAAGAUCUGCCCUCCGUCGAUGAGCGCAGCCAGUGGCGUCGUUCCCUACCUGGGCACGUACCUGACCAUCCUGACCAUGCUGGACACCGCGCUGCCCGACACUGUGGAGGGUGGUCUCAUCAACUUCGAGAAGCGGAGGAGGGAGUUUGAGAUCCUUUCCGAGAUCCGGCAGCUCCAGGGCACCUGCUCCCUGUACAGCCUCUCCCCCCACCCCCAGAUCGCUGCAUGGCUACAGGACUGCGAGCUGCUGUCUGACCAAACCAGCUAUGAGCUGUCUCAGGAGCUCGAGCCCCCGGUCGACACCUAUCCCAGCCCCCCCACCUCCUGGGCCCCCCGGCAAUUUGGCAAGAAGCUAACUUCACUGUUGACCCUGGGUGAUGGCACCAACAGCAAGACACAUGCAGACCAGAUCAGUGUGUCUUCCUCAGGGUCCAGCAGCUCGGAGUUGGACGAAUUAUCAACGCCACAGCUCUCACCGAGAGGCAAGUCUUCACCCUGCCCUUCUCACGAAGACGUUGAAGCCUCCCUGUCUGCCACUUCAGACAUCUCCCUGAUCUCCGGCUCCCAGACAGACGUAUCAGUUUCCCCGUCUAUCUCCAUGAGCCAGGACCCCAGCCCUGGUUCCCAGGCCCCUACGGCCUCUCAGCCUGUCUACAACAAGCAGGUGGCCGACUCGUGCAUCGUGCGGGUCAGUGUCGAGUGUGGCAACAACGGCAACGUCUACAAAAGCAUCCUGCUGACGAGUCAGGACAAGACUGCGCAGGUCAUCCAGAGGGCACUGGAGAAGCACAAUUUGGAAGGUGUGGACAUCCAUAAUUUCACCCUCAGCCAGGUGCUGCCUGAGGACAAAGAGCUGUGCAUUCCAGACAAGGCCAAUGUGUUCUAUGCAAUGUCCACCUCAGCCAACUAUGACUUUAUCUUGCGGCGGAGAUGGAAGAGCCACCUAAGACCCCUGGAAGGUGCCUACAGCUCUGGGUCUCUGACAACGCAUCACCAAGCCAAGUGACAGCACCCCUCUUUGGGCUGAGGAAUUACUACAGCAGAAGAGGGGAGACCGGUUGUCAUUGGGAAGGAACAGAAUAGGCAGCAGCUGUGUUUGUUGUCCUUGGAGGUGAAAAGCAUUUCAGGGCAGACCGGAACCCAAAGAGGAAGGACAGAAAGGGGGGGGGGGGCCGGGGGCUGCCUGAAGAUCGUCACAGAGGUGCAGAGAUGCACGAGCACUUCAUCUGAAGACAUGGAGAGGAGAGAACAGGAUCAUUUGUAGAUUUGGCGUGUGCCUGGAGGGACACAUUUUAUGUAAAAUAAUAAGCAUUUUCUUAGUGAAUAAAUGCAAGCGUACAAGGAAGGACACGAAGAAGCACUUUGGGAUGAAUACAAGUAUGUUGGGAGUGACUUCAGGAAGCCUUAUUGGGGAAUGUCGGCUCUCCAGAGAGAUUUCUGGAAUUGGAUUGUUCUGCUUAGCCAUCCACUAAUUUUUUACACCUAAUAUAAUGACUAAAAUCCACACACUAUUGCCUUGCAUGCAAUUAAAUGCACUCGAAAAAGAGCACAUACUUUCUGAUAUAAUCGGGUAGCAGCCCAGUUCUCACGAUUGCAUUUGUACAAAUUAGGAAACUUUUGACGCGUUACCGGAGCCUUCGGAAAGACUCGUCGCAUCGUGUCGUUAAGCCACGCAGACGCCCCGUGUCCGAAAAAAAAGGAAAGUCUUUCUGAAACAUGUGAUACGGGCGUGAUGUAGGGGAGCGCACCUUGAUGCAGUUUUGUUCAGUGGAAUGCCGGUGAGCAUUCCAGGAGAGCUUUCAGUUGGCCGGGAGGUGUGAAGCCUUGCUUUGGACAUGCCGCGAUGACAGUUUCCUCUGAUGACCUGAGGAGGGUGACUGCUUAACUGGACCAGCGGCAUUCCAACACAACACCCUGACUUCAAUUCUUCAUAGUGAGGGACACUCACGGCGCCAUAGUGAUUAUUACCACUGCAACGGACAGGAGAAUGUUUGCCUGCAGCCGGUUGCACCGGCACGAUGUUAUUUCAGUGUUACUACCCAGGGAAAAUGAAGGACUCGCACCACUCAAGGCCUAAGAAUCUGUGGAAAGGAUCUUGUGGUGCUUCCGUUUCAGCCCUGACCCUCUUUGUUCUGUCAUCCCCCCAUCGUCUCACUCGUUUUGCCAAUGUUGUCUUCUGUUUGCUCUCUCCCCCGGAGAAACUCCCAUUGUCUCAAGUGUUCCACCAGUGUUAUCAUUGAUCAUUUCCAAGCUGAAUGCUCCCCAUUGCGUAUUAAAAUUGCAGAAGAUGUCUGUUGCACAAGUCAAAGGAUAAGCGACCAGUGAAUGAAAGUCCGCCUUUAUCUUUCCAGGUGUAGCCAAGAUGCACUUUCAUUCUGAGGAUUAUCCCUGAAUUAUCACUCUGAUCUGAGUCGGUGUUUAAUUUAUAUUGUUUUAAUUGUAUCUGUGCAUUUAUAUAUUAUAUUGUAUAUUUAAUAUAUUGUCAUGCUUAUUGUUGCUCUCUCUGUGUCCCAGCUAUUGUUUUUUCUUCUUCUUUCCCAGUAAUGAGUCUCUGGGCGAUUUGCCUGGCACUUGAGGAAGUAUUUAUGUAAAUGAACUUGAACAAUGAGGUGUGUGUGUGUGUCUCUGUGUCUGUGUGCAUGUGCAGGAGGUGUGUCGAUUAGGCUGUCGGUGUGCUGUUUAAAUUUGGGCUGUUCUUCCAACCAGCACCUUAUAUCAUGCACCAGGCCACAGCUCGGCGUUCGUUGUCUUUUCAGUUUCCCAUGUACCUUGUGGAAUGCAUCGUGUCACAUGACCUUUGUGUCUCUCCUCUGUUUGGCUCUGUGUAACUAUGUCAUUGCUUUUAAACUUCGCAGCAGUAGCUGCAAAUAAAAACUUACAUGUUC